Molecule: messenger RNA, 3922 nt
Organism: Nannospalax galili (Upper Galilee mountains blind mole rat)
Lineage: Eukaryota; Metazoa; Chordata; Mammalia; Rodentia; Spalacidae
Gene: Ankrd23
Product: ankyrin repeat domain 23
Exons: 9
Coding region: 1619-2539 (306 amino acids)
Biological process (GO): positive regulation of transcription by RNA polymerase II
Cellular component (GO): nucleus
Molecular function (GO): transcription cis-regulatory region binding; RNA polymerase II-specific DNA-binding transcription factor binding
Source: RefSeq, a predicted model, not a curated record
GAGCUUGGUACAGUGUUCUUUUACUUGUCUGUCUCUCAGCUCUCUUGUCCGUGAGUUGAAAAUGAUUAGAAUAGGCCUGCCUCAGGGUUGCUCUGGGGACUGAUUGAGUCUGUAGGGCAUUCUGUUGAGUGCAUGGCACAUUACAAGUAGUAUGCAAGAGUACCCAGUGCCCAGCCUGGCCUGGUGGUAGUGCAGGCCUGUGAUAACAGCUCCUUAGGAGGCUGAGACCUGCGUGAGCUACAGAGUAAGUUCAAGGCCAGCCUGGGCAACUUAGUAAGACUCUGUCUCAGUAGGGGAUAUAGCUUAGUGGUAGAAUGCUUGUUUGGCAUGCACAAAGCCCUAGGUUCACUUAUCAGUACUCUGGGGGGAAAAUUGUGCCCAGUUCCUAAAGCUUGACCAACACUGACUUCCAUAAUUUCAUCAAUUCUAGCAAUCUGAUAUGUACAAAAAUAUAAUUGUGCUGGGCAUGUUGGCACAUGCCUUUAAUCCUAGCACUCAGGAAGCAAAGGCAGGUGGAUCUGAGUUUGAGGCCAGCCUGGUCUUUAUAAAGAAUUCCAGGCUAGUCGGAGCCACAUGGUGAGACACUGAGACCCUGUCUCAAAAAUAAAAUAAAAGCUGUGUUUCCCUAAUUUCUCUCAAAGCUCAACUCAGGAGCACAUCCUUGAGGCCAGCUCUAUGGGCAGGACCUCUGGUGCUCCGCUGGGGCCUCUAGUCCUCCUUUACUCAUAAUCCCCCUCCCUCUCAUUUGGUCAUCUCUGCUUGUAUUGCUGUUAGGCUGGAGUCUUGUUUACUGGAUAUCUAAUUUCCUUUCAAAGGUCAAGUUGGAGUUUGGGGCACCACAGGGUGAAAAGCAUUUGUGGCUUCUGAAGAAUUAGGAAUUUGAUUUUGUUGGCUGGAGAUGUUGCUUUGUCAUGGUUAUUGCUAUAUACCGUCUCAGUCCCCCUUCCCUCCUGAAGGGCAUCUCUUGGAGACCUGGAAGGCUUCUCCAGAAGCAUGAGGACUGACGACAGGCCAGGGCUGGCUUCUGAUAGUGGGCAAAGUGAUAUGUUAGCCAUCCACUUACUGAGACAAAUCAGGGAAGGACAGCCUUGAAACUGGUGUGUUGGGAAAUUGUAUGAUGUCUGGUUUCAUUAAGUAGGUCCAUGAGGACUCCCAAGGCAUUAGCACAGCCACUUCUCCUGUCCCUUCUGAGGUCCUCUGUAGGAUUCCUGCUUUAGACUAGGCUGGGUCUUUGCAGUGUCUCAGGCAGCCAGACCUAUAUUCUAGAGGCUGGGCUCUAAGCUCAGAAGAGUAGGAAAGGUUUUCCUUGGGUCUGGGCUGAUAGCCUGGCACCCCUGCACAUGUGGUAGUUAAGUGCCCCCCCCCAAGACAUCAGCCAUGGCAGGUGCAGGGUAGUGGGUGUCUGAGGAGGUAGCCGACUCAGCUCCAAACAGUUCCUUUCCUGCCCUCAGUGGGCCACAUUCCCAGACUGGUAUUUUGGUUAGUGUGACAGGGCCCCAGAGUCAUCUGGCUCUGGCACAAGCCACUGUCCUUCCUCACCCCCAGGAGAUAGCUCUCUAUAAAAGUGCUGAGCUGCUCUGCUUGUCUCACUGUGUGUGUAGAAAUCGGGGGGGGGACCAUGGACUUCAUCAGCAUUCAGCAGUUGGUAAGCGGAGAAAGAGUUGAUAGGAAAGUGUUGGGGUUUGGACAUGGAAUUCCUGAUCCUGGAGGUUGGCCUAGUGAUUGGAGGCUGGGACCCCAAGAGGCUGUGGCCCGGGAGAAAUUGAAGUUGGAAGAGGAGAAGAAGAAGAAACUGGAAAGAUUUAAUAGCUCCAGACUGAAUCUGGACAAUCUGACGGAUUUGGAAAACUUAAUUCAAAGACGAAGAGAAAAACGACUGAGAUGCAAAGGCCCCCCCAGGGAACCUGAGCCUGUUGUUGAGCUGCAGCCCCAGUUCCGGAUGGACCCUGUGGACCUGGAGCUGUUCCUGAAGGCAGCUGCUGAGAACCAGGAAGCCCUGAUUGACAAGUACCUGACAGAUGGAGGGGACCCCAAUGCCCAUGACAAGCUCCACCGCACAGCCUUGCACUGGGCCUGUCUGAAAGGUCAUGAACAGCUGGUGAACAAGCUGCUCGUGGCAGGGGCUGCUGUGGAAGCACAGGACUUGCUGGACAGGACACCUCUGUUCUGGGCCUGCCGUGGAGGGCACUUAGACAUCCUCAAACAGUUACUUAACCAGGGAGCUCAGGUCAAUGCACGGGACAAGAUCUGGAGCACCCCUCUCCACGUGGCAGUGCGCACAGGCCAUUCUGACUGCCUGGAGCACCUUAUCGAGUGUGGAGCCCACAUAGAUGCACAGGAUAAGGAGGGGGACACAGCUCUUCAUGAGGCUGUGCGCCAUGGCCACUACAAAGCCAUGAAGCUGCUGCUGCUAUAUGGAGCCAAGCUGGGCAUGAAAAAUAUGGCCUCCCUGACUCCAGUGCAGCUGGCACGAGACUGGCAGCGGGGCAUCCGGGAAGCACUACAGGCCCACGUAGGGCAUCCCCGCACCCGAUGCUGAUGACUAAGACCUGUGGGUCACUCACAACCACCAUUCCACUGGCCCCCACCUUCCACCCCAUCCUCCCCAUCCUCCCCACCUUCCCUGUAGCUGUGCCCCCUAUGGUUCUCUACUUUUGGUUACAAUUCCUCUCCAGGUUUGCUUCCUCAGGCCUGAGGCAGCAGGUAGAGCAGGUCUCAAAGUUUCGACGAGGUGGGGUUGUGUUCUCUGCUAGGGCUGGAGCAGAGGACCACAGGGCAGCAAGAAGCAAAGUGGGUCCAGAUAAGGGCUGAGACUAGAGCAGGAAGUGAACAGGCCAGCACUACCCAGGGCUGAAUCUAGACAUCUGCCUACUGAUCCUCAGGAGACUGGCCCUAGCCUGUUCUAUGGGUGGAGAUCCAUAUGGCCAGCAGCUAUAUCCAGGGCAUAAAAGGAAAACAAAGCAGGCCAUACAGGUGCCAGGUAUUUAUGCAGCUCACCGCUGCCCUUUGGCAGCAUUUUCCCAGAGUUCCAUUCCUAUCAGCAGCAACCCUGAUAGUGUCUGGAGUCGUUCUAGCCAUUUCUGGUCUACAGGACUCUGGAGGUGGGUUCUGGCAAGCUGAGGGGUAUGUCAACAGGUUUGAGGGUCCCACAGUAGUCAGCACCUACCAGGUUGCCUCAGACAGAUGAGCUAGAACUAGUGUGUGCUUUGGGAAAACUGCCAAAAGGCCUCAGUCAGGCCCUGCCAGCCUUAUGCUGUUGGCUAGUCACGUGGCGGUACAGUGCCUGGGUGCUAGGGAUUGUUUGUGGCCCACUCAACUACUGGGGUGGUGGCCCACAACCCUAGUUUGCCUGAGGCUCUAAUAAUCCUCGGCUUUGGAGACGGCACUUUGGCCUGAAGUCUGUAUCCCCUGCACACUGAGAAGCUCGGAACUUGGCCAUGGUCCCUGGUCUAAGUGGUGGUGUGAGGAGGAUUUCACACAAGCUCCAACAUGGUGUCUUCCUUCUGUUGGUUUUUGUUUCUAGCUUCACUGAUAGACCUCUAUUACUGGCAGAGCUGGCUCCAGAGCUGGGCCCUCAACUGAGACCACAGGCUGAGGGAACAGUGAAAAGACAAAGAUUUUUACCUCCCUCACAUGGUCCCGGGCUGACAUCCGUAUUGCAGCAGUUAUUUUCACUCACAUUUUAGUGGCCUUCUCAGACCAUUGUUGACCAGUGCUCCAUCCCAGGGGCACAUACCUUUCCAUAGGCAGGUCCUGCUGUGUAACAGCCAAUGUGUGCCCAGAUACUAGUGCUGUGGGCAAAACAGGCAUUCAAGACUACACAAGACAACUCCUCAUAUAGAAAAUGAGGACACUAAGUGACAGACAAAAACACCUUUUUAUACAGAUCAGUGUUUUCUCAUUAAAUUGAUUAUCCAUCACA